CUCCGACAUUCCUCCCAUCGAUUACUUCCUGCCGUGUCCAGGCCUGCGGAAGAAUCCGUCUGGGACACAUCAGCCCGUGACCCGAACCCGAUCGGCUCAAAUCCAUCCGCACGGCUAUCCAUCUUCUCCUGGGUCCAGUCCUCCACCUUGUCAUCCUCCUCUGGAUCAACAGGCUCUUCUGCACCAUUCGUUCCACAGAGAACUCCAUGGACCAAUCAUCAUGAGACUCUCCCUGCUCCUCCCCCUCCUACAGUCCCCACCCCUUCCUGGGCUCAGCCGCCGCUGUCUGUCAGCGCUCUCGUCCAAUGGCAGCGCUGCAUCGUCGCUCAGACGCCUCAGCACAGACCCCGGCCCCGCCCCCCAGCCUGUGAUUGGCCAGGACUCAGUGGAGGUGUUGGGCCAGUCCCACCCCCGUGAUGACUUCACCAAUGUGACACCAAAGAUCUUGGCCACGGUCGGCCGCAACCUCCACAACCAACCCCAUCAUCCCCUGUGGCUGAUCAAGGAGCGAAUCAAAGCCCACUUCUACAG
Paralichthys olivaceus (Japanese flounder) is the source of this 531-nucleotide messenger RNA. The record is from RefSeq and is a predicted model, not a curated record. Lineage: Eukaryota; Metazoa; Chordata; Actinopteri; Pleuronectiformes; Paralichthyidae.